Auanema sp. JU1783 is the source of this 1287-nucleotide messenger RNA. The record is from the annotation of a GenBank genome assembly. Lineage: Eukaryota; Metazoa; Nematoda; Chromadorea; Rhabditida; Rhabditidae.
AUGGCGAGCAAAUUGUCGCUGAUCGACCGCAUCAGCGUGCAACUUGCUGAAAGAGCAGCCGCAGAAGGGCAUGUAGUUAAGACUGGAACACAUAGUCCCACUGUAAUAUCUUCGUCUGCUCUUUCCUCAUCUAUCCCAUCGCCAGCUAUUCCUUGUGCAACUACUACUUCAAUGGUUUCAAAUGGAAGUUCUGGAAGAUCAACUCCUAUUGAGUCAUCUAAAACAGUCACUGAUCUCAAGUCAUUGUUACUCAAAGAGACAUUGAACGGAAAAAUGAUCAGCCAAGGAUCGCUUCCAAAAGCUGACAGAGUUCCGUUAUCAAGCGAUGCUCUUAAUCUUCUUUUGAGUUCCCAUUUUCCACUAAACCCAACACCGGCUUCUGUACCCGGAAAAAGACCAGCUUCACCGGAAGAGACACAACCAAAACGGGCGCGUUUAUCACCAGAGUCUUCACUCUCCAUCAAAACUGAAAACGAAGAUUCCUUUUCGAUAGCCACUGAAACAGAGGACUCUAUGUUAAGUUUAAGUGCUCUGAGCACAGCAGAGCCCUCUCCUGUUUUUUCUGUAAGAGAUGAAUCUAUUUUCUGUCAAGUUCCCGGACGUUUGGCGCUAUUAAACAAUAAUAGCAAGUAUCCUGUAACGAUUAAUGAGAUCCGGCGAAGACUAGGUAAUCCCGAACGGUUAAAUGCCUCCAUAUUGGGUGGUGUUUUACGACGAGCCAAGUCGAAAAAUGGUGGGAAAGAACUUCGUGAUCAGUUGGAGCAAAUUGGUCUUGAUCUGCCUGCAGGCAAACGGAAAGCUUUUCACAUGACGUUAUUCACAGCAAUGGUUGAAGGAGAAGCUACGCACCUGGCUAAAGAUUUUGAUUUCCUCUGCGAAACUGAGUUCCCAGUUGACAUAUUAUCAGAAUAUGUUCAACAAAAAGAGACUGAAGAUGCAGAAAGAAAUAAAAGGGAUCUUGAAGGCACAGUGAGAGUCUUAAGUAACUUGCUCUCAACUCUGCGACAAGAUCGUGCUCCAGUUUUUUUGAACAGCCUUCUCCCCAUUCUGCCAGAGAGAGUGCAAGAUGGCUUAACACAUUUCUCUUUGUGUACUCAUGGCUUCGGCACUCCGGCUUUUGUGACAGUCUUAAACACUAUGAUGAAAUAUGCCGAGAAGUCACUAAGCAGUUUAAGAAAUAUGGAAAACACAAAAAAUCAGAUGACAGCUUUAAAUCCAGCCGAUAUCCAAGCUGUGUGGAAAUAUGUCAUUGACAUGAAUAAUAUGAAAGCUGCUGGAGUCAAGUAA